This is a messenger RNA of Neolamprologus brichardi, 587 nucleotides long. The record is from RefSeq and is a predicted model, not a curated record. NCBI's taxonomy places the organism in Eukaryota, Metazoa, Chordata, Actinopteri, Cichliformes, Cichlidae.
GGGCCACUAGAUCACAAAGAAGGAGCUGCAUCUGUGCAUGUGGGGACAUCUCAGACUCCUGCCUAUUAUCCUUAUGAAUACACAUUUGGACAAUAUCCUUAUGACAGAUAUGGUUAUUCCUGCUCAGACGGCGCUUCGCGUCGUAAAAACGCCACCCGAGAGACCACCAGCACCCUGAAGGCUUGGCUGCAGGAGCACCAGAAGAACCCCUACCCCACUAAAGGGGAGAAAAUAAUGCUUGCCAUCAUCACCAGAAUGACGCUUACGCAAGUGUCUACGUGGUUUGCAAAUGCACGCAGGAGAUUGAAAAAGGAGAACAAGGUGACGUGGUCACCGCGGGCUUGUAAAAGCUCAGAUGACCGAGGCUGUGAAGAUGACAGUGAUGAAGCUGAGAAGCCACUUAAAAGUGACAAGGAGCUUCCUGAGCAACAGUGCGCAGACCUGCAGAGUGAUCUUGAGGACUUUGAUCUGCUGGAGUCUGAUGCUUCUGACUGUGAUCCGAAGCCACAGUUUCUACCUGAGGACAAUGAAGUGAACCCAAACACAGAGCUACCCCACGUGCAUCUCGCACACAACCCAGAUACACU